AAAUGACUUUUGAGAACGGUUGUCUCUUUUGGUCAACAAAUACAUUUUCCACCAUUGGAUAAUCAAAUACCACAAAUCACUAAAAAGGACACAUCUCCAACCCUCAUUAACUCAAGAUUCAUUCUUCCUUUCAUCCCUUCACUUAAACACUGCCUUAAUUCCUCUCUUCAAUAAACCCAUAAGAAGUAUCUCAAAGUACAAGGAACAGCAUCCGGAGAGAGAGAGAGAGAGAGAGGGAGCAAGAGACAGAACAGAAGAGAAAAUGGGUGGUGGAGCAGAAGAAAUGGCGACGAUGACAUCGAAAAUGGCACUUGUCUUAGCAGCCAAAUCGAAAGCAAUUGUGUACACGUCAUCUCCUGCAAGCCCCAACAUGUUCGCAUCUCCUCUCCACACUCUGGCUUCGGUUCCCUUUUGCUGGGAGGAAGAGCCUGGCAAGCCCAAGCUUCACCUCCUGUCCCAUACUUACAGCAACAGGUGCCUUGAACUGCCGCCAAGGCUGCUACUUCCCAAGGAAUUUACCAAAAUGCCCUUGCCCGCCGCGGGCGAUGCCGUGAGGAGAAGGGUUCGGUGGUGGUUGCGGAAGAAGGAAGGCAAAGGGGAUGCGGUGAGGGGUAGCUACGUCUUUCCGUCGUGUGUUGACAGCAACAGGGAGAGUGAGAGAGGAGAAGACAGCGGAGAUAUCAACACCAGUGUGAAUGUAGUGACAAGAAUUGGGAGAGACUCAAGUCUCUACAGUCUCUCUACUCCAAGAUCUCAUUUCUGGGCUGAUAUAUAUAAAAGAUUCAAGCAAGCGGUAAAAUGUAAGAGCAAGAAGACGAGAAAAGAUUCAAGAGAGGGCUUUUGAGUGAGGCAGAAGGCUUCUCCCACGUCAUCUCAAAAGCAUCUCAAAAGCAUCUGCUUCUUGAGGAUCCAAGUUUAUGGAAAAUAUUCAAUAAAAAUUCAUGUACAUAAUCAAGCUUAUCAAAGUGUAACCUAAUAAUGUCUUUGUGGUGUGAGUAUAUAUAUAUGCUAAGAUUCAGACAGAGAAUGUACAAAGUUUCCAGCUUUCCCAAUUCUCUGGCCA
Messenger RNA from Tarenaya hassleriana, 1063 nucleotides. RefSeq lists its product as uncharacterized. NCBI's taxonomy places the organism in Eukaryota, Viridiplantae, Streptophyta, Magnoliopsida, Brassicales, Cleomaceae. The transcript is spliced from 2 exons. Bases 263 to 844 code for a protein of 193 amino acids. The record is from RefSeq and is a predicted model, not a curated record.